Molecule: messenger RNA, 3861 nt
Organism: Linum tenue
Lineage: Eukaryota; Viridiplantae; Streptophyta; Magnoliopsida; Malpighiales; Linaceae
Source: the annotation of a GenBank genome assembly
CCCUUCUCCUUCUUCCUCUCUUCUUCUUCUUCUUCUUCUUCCUCAGUUUGCCCUUUCCUUCUCGAAAUUCUUUCCUUCUUCUUCUCAAUUCAGUUGCAGCUUGCUACUCAGAAAUUGACAAGAAGAUCCAGUCUCAAUCUCAGGGCAUCAGAGCGGCAACCAUGGCGACGGCGACGAGAAUGGUACAAAUUGAGACACGAUUUAUUUCUGUCAACAAUAGGGCGUAAGUGAUGGAAACGCGAUUUCAGGAUCUCAGCGAUCACAUCUCCGCCGUGGGGGUACAGAUGACAGUGGCCGGAGAACAAUUUGUUUCUCGACAGAGGCCAAGUCAUGCUUCGUUGUUUCUGCGAUGGGGAAGCCGCUAAAUGGCUGUAACCUUGCUCGUCCCACCUUGGACGAAAUGCGGAGAUGGAGGGUGAUCAAGCCACUGUUCCCAACCAUUCACACAGCGAUUGUGGAUUCCUUGGAAAAUCGUCUCCUCCACAAGAUCUCUGAUCACGAGAGGAGUGGUUCUGAAGGUGGAGUGCUGCCUGCCUUGGUUUGGGGUGAUUUCACGGCUGCUCUAUGUGGACGUUUUGGGUGGUACAUAGACCCCGCUGAUCAAACUGCAGCUACUGGGAUGGAGCACUACAAGGCAUCGAUGGAAGAUCACGCUCCCGUUUCUAUCAUUGGAACUGUGGAGAACGAUCUCAGCUCUGCAAUAACUGAAAAAACAACAACUCAACGAAUUUGGAGAAGAAUUCAAGGGCUGAAGCUCAGAUAUGCUCACAGAUACUGGAGACAGACAGAAAACACGAUUGCCUCUCUAGAAUUGGGCAGGUCAACACUUACCGACGAGACAUGGGAGGUUAUACAGCAAGAAAGGCCUGCUUGGCUGCCAAAUUCAGAACUCGGGCAACAAGAGUACUGCUUCAAUGUCACAAAACUGGGCAGGACGAUAGGAAGCAUGUGAUGGAUACCGAUGAUCAGGAGGAAGUUACGGCCAAGUUGAAGUUUGGCAAAAUGCAACACAGAUGAAAAGCAAACUUCUUCUGGGCAAUGCUAAGAUGGAGUGUAUUAAGCAAACAACUUGCCGAGUGAAUGAAAGUAAGCUUGAGCUAAUGAAAAUUGAUGUGCAAAGCCUUGGUGAUGAGUUGGAGUCAUUUUUGUCUGAUAAAGCAGGAGAAUUGGGAGUAUUGGCAGUCACUGGUACAGCAGAUUAUGAAACUUAAGGAUGUUUUUCAAAGCCUGGUUACUGAUUGCCUUACUCAAUUCAGUAGGGAAUUGGUAAUGCCACAAAGUUUGAUGCGACUUCUAUUGAAGCAAUUUGUGGUCUUCUAUGUGUUCGACAGAGGUAAAAGGUUCAGUGUAUUCUUGACUGAAGCAUAUCAAAAUCAAGAGAUUGUUGACAAGUGCUCAUUGGUCCUUUGGAAGGAAGAGUUUGUAAGUAUUGUUGGUUACAGAGGAAAGAAGAGCAACAUCCGUACUUAUAGUGAUUCAUCAGAUAUAGAAACUACUGAAACAAUUGAAAGCGACUCUGAUAACACAAACAUCGGAGUAGGGAUUGGAAAGCUUCAUCAUCUUGACUUCAAGGUUGAGGCUUAUUACUUGAAAUUUUUAAAUUGAAAUUUUACUUUUUAGAAGACCGCGUUUUUUAUCCGCCAAAAAUUUUGCUCCCUCUUUUCAACAAGAGUCGUCCCACUCCCACCACGGAAACAUUAGCUUCUUCUCAUGUAGCUAUGAACCUCGGUACUUCCACGUUGUUCGGCAGCCAUGAGAGUUGCUGCUGCCAUUGGUUAGAGUGACAUGACUGCUCUAACCCUGAGAUCUUCGAAGUUCCUCCCGCUGGAAGGUAUGCAAACAUAGAGGAUGUGAAGUACAGAGAUUCUGUUUUGUUUCCUGGAUGAUCAGAUAGAUCUUCUAAGCUGAGAUCCUCUGAGAAAUCAAGAACUUAGACCUUCUGCUGCAUAAUCUGUGUUCUAAGAGAUGCCGUGAGCUAGAAGUCAUCGUCAUUGAGACUGCAAGCCGACAGGUGAAACACCAAUGGAAGGCUUGGGCAGUGUAGAAGACACAAAAAUAGAAGAGGAAUAAGAAGGAAGAGAAGGAUUGGGAAUGGAAUAAGAAGCCUGGUCAGCAUUAGAGGAGGAGGAGGUGGAAGAUUUUGCACGCUGAACUAUAGGAGGGAUUGGAAGAAGGUGAGGUGUAAUGAGAUCAGGUAGAGGGGAGUGAGAAAGAAGGUUUGGUUGAGUAGUAGAUGCAGAAGGGGAACUUGUAGUGGUGACAUGAUCAGCAAGAAAGGAAGAAGAAAGUGGAGUAGUUUGAAAGGGUAAGAUGGUUUCAUAGAAAGUCACAUCUCUGGAUACAAGAAGGAAUGUGAAUUAAUGUCAAAGAGUUUGUAACCUUUGAUUCUAGAGGGGAAUCCAAGGAAAAUACACUACCUGGCCCUAGGAUCAAACUUGGUUCUAUCUCUGUCUAGAGUAGAAGCAUAGCAAAGGGAUCCAAAAACCUUCAGAUUAGUGAGUGCAGGAGGCUUCUUUUAGAGAAGCUCAUAUGGUGACUUAUUAUCAAGAACAGAGCUAGGUAGUCUAUUGAUAAGUUAGACAGCAUGAAGUACACAAUCACUCCAGAAUCUGAGUGGUAUGCCGGAUUGAAAACGAAGUGAUCUAGCAACAUUGAGUAUAUGUUGAUAUUUUCUUUCAACUCUGGCAUUCUGUUAUGGAGUUCCAACACAAGAUUGCUGGUGUAUGAUUCCUUUUUCAGUAUAGAAAUCUGCUAAGUGAAACUCAGAGCCCUGGUAACUUCUGACAACCUUAACAGAUUUGGAAAACUGUCUUUCAACCAUAGUGCAGAAGCUUUGUAACAGAUAACUAGCUUCCGACUUAAAUUUCAUGAGAAAUACCCACACUACUCUUGUAAAGUCAUCAACAAUUGUCAGAAAAUAAGCAUAGCCUUCAUGAGACUUAACUGCCAAAGGACCCCAAAUGUCUACAUGGACCAAAUCAAAAGCAUCAGGUGCUCUACUACUACUGACAGGAAAUGGAAGUCGUUUAUGUUUAGCAAAGUGACAAGUAGAACAAUGAGAAACUACAUCUCUAUCACUAGCUAACAACUGCUUCUCUUUGUCUUUGCUGGGAUGUCCUAGUCUCCGUGCCAUAGCUGGAUAUUUUGAGGUAGAAAAUUGUAAGAAGUGGUUGCUUGAGGUGUGGGAAGAAGGGAUGCGUUGGUCUUGGUAUGAAGUUGAUAUAAUCCAUUACUCUAUCUUGCCAAACCAGUCCUUUUCAGGGUCACCAGGUCUUGAAUUUGACAAGAAUCAGAUUCAAAAUAUAAGGAUACUGGUUGGUCAUGUGUUAAUUUGCUGACUGGGAUAAGGUUAAAUGUGAAGCUGGACACUAGGGGAACAUUGUCUAGAGACAUAUCAGGAGAUAGUUUAACUUUGCCUACAUGACUAACCAUGACUUGUGUGCCAUUUGGCAAGUAAACAAAUUGAUCACUGACUGGAAUGGACUCAUAGAAUAAUCCAAGGUUGCAGGCAAUAUGAUCAGAUGCCCCAGUAUCAAGGAUCCAGGAAUGAGAAAGAGAGUCUGUCUUAUGUUGCAUGAAGGAAGACAAGAUGAACCUACCAGCAUAUGAAGGAAAUUGAGAAACAUUGUGAGCCACAGAAAAAGCCAAGUGAUUGACAGAAGGUGAAGCUGGAGGAGAAGGACUAGGAGAUGGCACAGUCUGCAGUAGAUAUCUGAGCUUAUUCAUCUCCUGUGGAAAAACUGAAACUCUCCUUUGAAGCGACACUUCGAGUAUCACAACUCAUUUUGGAGUCCGAGCUUGUAUAAUCACUCUCAGUAGAAGAUUCUCCAUGAGUAACAGCUGCAGCUACUCCCCCAGCCA